Molecule: messenger RNA, 1066 nt
Organism: Bipolaris sorokiniana ND90Pr
Lineage: Eukaryota; Fungi; Ascomycota; Dothideomycetes; Pleosporales; Pleosporaceae
Exons: 3
Coding region: 1-1062 (353 amino acids)
Source: RefSeq, a predicted model, not a curated record
AUGUCUUCCAGGGCAACUUUCUCGGCACUCGCUUUAUCACACCUCGCAGAAAUUCCAUGCUUACAUCGCGAAGGCUCCUCAGCGGUGACUCGACCUGAUUUCGAGGGCCAUUUCGCGCAUGCUGCUUUCGAGCCCGCCAAGGCGUUCGUUCCACGAAGCAGCCUGCACGACCAGAUACACGCGCAACUCACCCGCGCUGCUACAGACAACAGCACUAAGACGCUUGUGGUGUGGGGACUAGAUGGGGCAGGCAAGACGCAACUGGUGCUAGGCUACAUGUAUAAGCAUCACGUGGAGUACGAUGCGACGUUCUGGAUUGAGGCCGGGCGCAAGGAGUCGCUAGAGGGCGACUUUGGAAAGUUCGGAGACGACAAUCCCGUGACUGGAGUGAAGAGCUGGUUCGCGGGUCAGCAAGGGCGGUGGCUGAUGGUGUUUGACGGCGCCAAUACAAUUGAGGACGCAGAGGCAGACGGCUACAUCGACAUCAAGCACUUUAUCCCCAGCGCAGCAUAUCUCGACGUCGUCAUCACAGCUCGCAGAAGCAGGGCGAAAUGUAUGACGCAUUCAGAGGGGGUGGAGGUGGGCGAGAUGGAAGCAAGGCAGUCAGUUGAGCUAUUUCAGAAAUAUGCUUGCACACCGCAUGUUGAUGCAACUGAUAGAAAUGAGGUUAUGCGUAUCGUUAAAAAGCUUGGGUGCCUGGCACUGGCUGUCACGCUUGCUACCACAUACGUGGGGUCAACGCCGCGGCUGCAGAGCAACAUCAAGGAGUACCUACACGAGUACCGGCUGCGACAACAGGAGCUGCUUAAACGUAAGUCAGAGAGCCUGGUGCACCAGUGCAAAGACAGCGUGCUGAAGACGUGUGAGACGUCGUACGCUGCCGUUUACAACCAGUGUCCCGAGGCGUCGGUUCUGAUGACAAUACUAUCAUUCCUGAGUUUCGACGACAUGUAUGUUGAGCUAUUCUGUCCCGAGACUGAGCAGGGUGGUGUGAAACAAACAGAUGAGACUGGCGUAAGCUGGAAGCGCCUGGUCUCGCCGAAGCAGCCAGUAACCAAGUAAAAGA